AUGCGGCUUGUCGGCAACAUUAUCAACCUAUUGUCAAUAAGUCGCGUCGUGACGCUCGGUGCGAAAGUUGCCAAAGGGGGGCGGGGGAGCGUCUGCGGCGGCGGGCCCGAAGGCCGCCGAGCGGGCCCGGAGGGAGCCGAGCGGCGCCCGCGGCGCGCGGUCCGGCAGUCGCCGCAGCCGUGGCCGUGCACUCUGCAGCUGCAGCUGCACGCGCAAAUGUCGGCCGCAGCCGCCACCUGCGACGUCUCCCAGUUCGUCAACGUCUCGCUCUCCGAUGCCAUCUCGCGGGCCAUCAGCGCCGCCGAGGCCGAAGCCGCCGGGCCGUCUGCAAUGAGGGGCUGCCACUUUUACAGUUCUAUGAACAGCAGAGGCUGUAAGAUGCAGAUGACGUCGGCGUCGGCGUCCGUGUCGGCGGCGCUGAGCUGCGUGAUGCUGGCGGCUGUGGCGGGGGCGCUGCUGCCGCCCGACAACACGGGCCUGGUGGGCGUGCCGCCGGAGCGCGACCACGCCCCCUCGCUCAACUUCUGGGUGGGCGCGCCCAAGCCGCCCGUCCGGCCGCGCCGCAAGGACCUGCACGACGAGACGCUGCUGCGCAGGCUCGGCAGCGACUUCGACCCCCGCUGGAUGCGGCGCGCGCACACCCCCUUCCAGAGCGCGCCCCCUAUCCGCGAGGAAGAGCGGCCGUCGGUGUCGCAGCUGCGCCGCCUGGCCGACCAGCUGCCGCUGCCCGAGUCUCUGCCGGCGGAGCUGCGUCCGGCGCUGCGCGCGUGGCUGGUGGCGCGCGCCUCCUGCCCCAUCUCUUUCGCCUGGAGCGACCUGGGCAUCGAGUUCUGGCCGCGCUGGGUGCGCCGCGGCCUCUGCGGCGACUCGCAGGCGGGCGGUGCCGGGGGCGGCGCGGGAGGCGGCGCCGACUCCUCCGAGAGCCGCGCGCCGCGCAUCCUCGACGGGCUGCUCGUCGACGAGGACGACGACGGCGACACCGUCGGCGAGGACGCGCUGGCGCCGGGCCGGCACUCCGGGGACUCCGGCGGCGAGGGCGCGGCGGGGGCGGCGGCGGCGGCGCUGGGGGCGGCGCUGCAGGGCAACGCGAGCGACGCGCGCCGCGCCUGCUCCUGGCCGCCCGGCAUGACCUGCAAGCCGGGCGUCGCGCGCAACCUGCACAUCCUGCGCUGGCACUGCAGGCUGCGCAAGUCCCUGGAGACGAACAAAGUCUGGACGGCGGAGAGGCUGCGCAAGGAGGUGGAACGGCGCAAGAAGCGGCGCAAGAAGUACCGGUGCACGUGGCUCAAGGUGCCUUACCCCGUGCCGGAGGACUGCGAGUGCGCCUGCUCAUGAGACCGGCUCAACGCUCCACGCGGCGCAAUAACUUUUUUUUCUGUGAUAUCGGCAGCGCUGGUCCAGACUAUGUGCUCUAGCUACGCUGUCUCGCCGAGGCGGCCACAGGACAAUCAAGGCACGGCUUCGUAGGGAACGCACGUGCGUGUGACAGUGCCACGGUGACUUCUAGUGCCCUUACUUACGGUGUACUCAAAAUCAGUUAACAGUGGAGUUAAACUCUGCAUAAGGUCCGGCAGUGUGUGUUGGUCGGCAAAUGGGUGCGAUCAGUAGCUGGCUUGCGUGCAAGUUGCACAAGGGAAUGGUCUGCAGCUGUGUGAAAUACUCUAGUGAUGUGGUAGGCAAAAAUGAUCUCACUUCGAAACUGUACAUCUGGUUUUGAACACUGAGUUUCGUAUCAGCUAAAUGCUUUUAAAAGUCGGAUUCUAAACAUGUCUCGAAAUACGUCGUGAAUUAAUUAAUAUUCAAAAAAGUCUGCUAAGAGCGCCACGGCCCUUAUGCUUCACUACCUUUAAUUCUGAAUGAUGUUUUCGUAAAAAACUGACUACAUGAGCAUUAAGAAAGGUAUAUAAUUAUUGCCGAGAAGAGCAGAAAACUUAUAGACCACGUCUGCCUCCACAACACAGCACUCUGUGUCUUUAUCAGUACGACUGAUGGUGGUUCUCAAAUGUUCCUAUAAUUUCUUCUAGGUUUAUGUAAAACUGUAUAUUAUAUAAUCAUGACAAACUGCUAAUAGGACAAUGCACGUCGAUGUUUUCGGAGCAUGAAUAUCAGCAAGAAAUAGGAGUUAAAGAAAAUUAUAAUUUAUCUUGGGGCAACACAUGUGAAUAUAGAUGAUAAUGUACUGUGUUGAACUUAGAAACCUGAAUGGAAGAUUGAAUAAGCUCGUCGCCUCCGUGCUUUGCAGUUUUAUGCUGAAUACUAACAAUAAUUUACUUGAAAAUGUGCUAGCUGUCUCCAAAUCAGUACACCCAUAACAACGAUUCCUGCUGCGUAUAUACAUAUACAUAUAUAGUUUCUAACGCAUUAUAUUUUAUUGCGUUUCACCUUAUAUUAAUAACAUUUGUUUUAAAGGAAGCCGAAUGAACAAGCUCAUUGCCACAUUUUUACAAAGAUCUGUAUAGACAUGCAAAUCAAAUUCCCAGCUAAGAAACUGCAUUGCAGUUUGUUCUUUGACAGCUUAUAAUCUGAUUUCUUCAGUCCAGUUAACAGGAAGAAGAAAGUCGUAGCAAUUACUAUUCGGGGGGGGGGG
Molecule: messenger RNA, 2587 nt
Organism: Schistocerca piceifrons (Central American locust)
Lineage: Eukaryota; Metazoa; Arthropoda; Insecta; Orthoptera; Acrididae
Exons: 6
Coding region: 1-1335 (444 amino acids)
Biological process (GO): negative regulation of cell differentiation; negative regulation of BMP signaling pathway; osteoblast differentiation
Source: RefSeq, a predicted model, not a curated record